This is a messenger RNA of Talaromyces proteolyticus, 765 nucleotides long. RefSeq lists its product as uncharacterized. The record is from RefSeq and is a predicted model, not a curated record. The transcript has a single exon. NCBI's taxonomy places the organism in Eukaryota, Fungi, Ascomycota, Eurotiomycetes, Eurotiales, Trichocomaceae. The coding region runs from base 1 to 765 and encodes 254 amino acids.
AUGCGUGUCUCUGGGGUUUUCUCGCUGGCCCUCUGUGUCGCAACCUCCCUCUCCUUGACUAUUCCCAGGUCUAGAGCAGAUAUCGUUGCAAGUCCCGUGGAGAACAGAGCUGAUAGAAAGAAUGUGCUUGCGCCGCCGCUGAAAAGAGAGGAGGACAGCACCUUGGCGGCUCCUUUGAAGAGAGAGGACGACAGCACCUUGGCGGCUCCCUUGAAGCGAGAAGAGGAUAGCACCUUGGCGCCCCCUUUGAAGAGAGAGGAGGACAGCACCUUAGCCCCUCCUUUGAAGCGAGAGGAGGACAGUACCUUAGCCCCUCCUUUGAAGCGAGAAGAGGACAGCACUUUGCCGGCUCCUUUGAAGAGAGAGGAGGACAGUACCUUAGCCCCUCCUUUGAAGCGAGAAGAGGACAGCACUUUGCCGGCUCCUUUGAAGAGAGAGGAGGACAGCACCUUGGCGGCUCCUUUGAAGAGAGAGGACGACAGCACCUUGGCCCCUCCUUUGAAGCGAGAAGAGGACAGCACUUUGCCGGCUCCUUUGAAGAGAGAGGAGGACAGCACCUUAGCCCCUCCUUUGAAGCGAGAAGAGGACAGCACCUUAGCCCCUCCUUUGAAGCGAGAAGAGGACAGCACCUUAGCCCCUCCUUUGAAGCGAGAAGAGGACAGCACCUUGGCGGCUCCUUUGAAGAGAGAGGAGGACAGCACCUUAGCCCCCCCUUUGAAGAGAGCAAAUUCCCAGAAGGAUCGUCUCGGUGCGAGCCCUCUGUAG